AGGCCACACACUCCAGGAUUUAUUAACCACACACACACACACACACACACUUGGGGAAUAUCACUAGUGAAGUCUCUGGUUUUCGGACUGAUAUCAGCAGGAUGGUGUGACGGACAGAGACGAGCUGAGGAGAGACUCAACAGAUCGCUCACACUCCAGUCAGCAGGAAGACUCCACCCCCCCACCCCACCCACCACCCCCACCCUGGGAUGGAGAAGUUUCCUCCUCAGAGCAGCCAAUCAGGAUCCAGCUCAGAUAACUAGUGACCAUCGGCUAAUCACCAUCAGGCCAGGUCUCACCAUUCAGUGCUCAGAAUCGUUCUGUCCAAUCAGACGCUCCUGCACUGCCCUGUGCUCAACGAGAUCGAAGGUCAAACUGCCUGAAGUCACCUUCUGACCUAGAAAGAAAAUGUAACACCUGCAUCAUCAGGGACGUAUUUAACAAAACAGCUGGAUUUUUUUAAUCACUAGUCUUUUGAGAAGGAAGAGGACCUGAUUGAGAACAUGGCCGCUCUUCACACCGAGCGCAACAUCCGCUCUAAGAUCCAAGAUUUUGAGAAACAGAUAAACAACAACGAGUUCAGCACGCCGACGCCACGCCCCCGGAACGGCCCUCGGCCAGCCGUGGCCCCGAAACCCUCCGUGACUCAGAGACCGGUCAGCAGCACCACCGAAGAAGAAUCAAACACUCAGGUGUUCCCAGGUGAUCUGUAUGAGCGCAGUAUUAAUACAGAGAACAUUCCGGUUUCUCCAGCUGUAAUCCCCAGACCUCAGCUGCCCAGACAACUUAACGACCAGCUUAAACCCCAGCCGCUGAUUAAACCUCCUCCCCAGCUCCCGUCUCGACCCUCACUGCGCAGAACCACAGCUGUAAACUCCCAGGACCAGGAAACUGCCUUCAGCCCUCCUCCUGUCUCCACACGACCCCCACAUAUCAGCCACUGCAGCACACCAGAGAACAACUACGUGGAUGAUCCUGCUACUUUCGCUCUCUCUAACCUGAGCCGCAGAGCCACCGUCACCGGCCCAGUGACCCGGAAACCCACCAUCAUCAGAGUUCCCAGCAGACUGGAACAGGAAGUGUCUUCACUUCCUGUUCAGAGAGGUAUAGGAGGCCAGGUAUCUUCCAUCAGACACAAGGACUCGUUCAGUAGUGGGUGUGAUUGGGAUCUGCCUCCACGCCCCAGUGGAGGUAAAGUGCUGCCCCCUCGGCCCCCUCCUGCUAAACCCGCCCCGGGACGUCCUCCUCCUCCGCGGAGAGACAGCAUCCAGCGUAACUCCACACUCCAGUCCAACAACCUGAGACGGAACCCGUCCAAGAAAUCGCCCGUGCUUCCUCCCAGACCCAACCCUGGACAUCGCCUCUACAACAAAUACACCCUGGAAAUCCCUCACGCCAUCGCCGAGCACGACUACAACGGCAUGCACACCGGAGAGCUCUCCUUUCAGAAAAACGAAGUGCUGGUUCUGCUAAACCAAACAGACAGACAGACGUUCGAGUGCCAGGUAGGAGACGUGAAGGGAACGGUGCAGAAAUCCUACCUGAAGAUCAUCACACCUCUGUCCAGCUACAACGACAACACUAAUCCCGAUCCAUGGGAGAACACUUCACAUCAGCAGCUCAGAGCUUCAGCAGGAAACGCCACUCUACAGGUUCAAGCACUUUAUGACUUCACUCCAGAGGGUCCUGGAGAACUGGCUCUGAAGGCUGGAGACACGGUUAAUAACGUGGAGCAGAUAGACAGUGAGUGGUACCUGGGAUCAUCCAGAGGGAUGACGGGCUUCUUCCCCAUCAACUACGUCAAAAUCCUGUCCAGACAGCCUGCAGCUGCACAGAAACCUGCGCCUGCGCCUGCGCCUGCUCCACCUCAGAGAGUCAGUGGUCCACGGUGUGUGGCGAGGUUUGACUUUGAGGGUGAGCACAGUGACGAGCUCUCGUUCACUGAAGGCCAGGUGAUCCGACUCCUGGAGUACAUGGGUGAGGACUGGGCUAGAGGCGAGAUCGGCGGCCAUGCUGGAAUUUUCCCUCUCAACUUUGUGGAAGUGAUAGAGGAUCUUCCACCUGCUCCUACCAAGAACCAGACCAGGGUUCCUCUGCCUGGGAUGGUUGCAGCAAACAACAUGCAAGCUCCUGCUCCAACACAGAACCGGGUCUGUGCUGUGGAGCGGGUCAAGGCCCUGUAUGACUUCACAGCAGAGACGGAUGGUGAUCUGCCGUUCCUGAGAGGAGACGUGAUCGAAGUGAUAGAACACAUCGAUGAGGAAUGGAGUCAUGGAAGACUGAAUGGCAGAGAGGGAUUAUUCCCUAUAUCCUUCACACAGACACACACAGGUGGAGACUCACAUCGCUAAACAAAGCAGGAGAGAUCAAACACCAGCCACGUGGACUUUCACACGUGACCCGGAGACGUGAUGAAGACUUUCCGGAUCCUUCUUGUGGUGGGACUGAAGUGUGUUAAUGUGUAGUGUGGGGUUCAGCUUUCUCAGUCUCUUCCUUUUCUCUUCCUUAUUGGAAUUUACCGUGGAGCGAUAGCAGCCGUGUUCAUCUUCACAGUAUUUACACCAUUACACUUUCAUAACCAUAAUAAAGGAAGGUGCUUGUACAUCAUUCAUUAAUAAAUAAUACAUUUAUAUUGUA
Molecule: messenger RNA, 2637 nt
Organism: Hemibagrus wyckioides
Lineage: Eukaryota; Metazoa; Chordata; Actinopteri; Siluriformes; Bagridae
Gene: sh3d19
Product: SH3 domain containing 19
Exons: 17
Coding region: 504-2351 (615 amino acids)
Molecular function (GO): protein binding
Source: RefSeq, a predicted model, not a curated record